Molecule: messenger RNA, 2878 nt
Organism: Stegodyphus dumicola
Lineage: Eukaryota; Metazoa; Arthropoda; Arachnida; Araneae; Eresidae
Gene: dbo
Product: Kelch-like protein diablo
Molecular function (GO): protein binding
Source: RefSeq, a predicted model, not a curated record
UAAAACAAGAUGCCUUAUCAGCCCACUUAAGUUUAAAAAAGUAUACGCAAGUGCAUUUCGGGGAAUUUAACUGUGACCUGUUAAGAAACUCAUGUAAAAAAUAAUAAAAAUGUCUAACAUCAGCGACAAUUGAACUGUUUGCGUAUGUGGUAGUCUAAUAAGAGAUACUAAUUUUAAUUAAACCUACAUAUAUAUCUUCUUUUUCAAUGGAUAUUUAUUAUAAUAGCUGAAGGGUGUAGAACCUGAAGACAAGAUGGGGGAGAUUUUACAUUCAGAUUUAGAAUGUCCUCCAUCACCUGCUCGUCUUGAAUACACAUCAGACAAACAUCCUCGUCAUACGCUUGAAGCAAUCAAUUUGUUAAGGAAGCACAGGGAACUAUGUGAUGUUGUUCUUAUUGUAGGAACACGCAGGAUAUUUGCUCAUAGAGUAAUUUUGUCAGCAUGCUCUCCAUACUUCCAUGCCAUGUUCACUGGUGAGCUUGCAGAAAGCAGGCAAACAGAGGUAACAAUUAGGGACAUAGAUGAACAUGCUAUGGAGCUGCUCAUAGAUUUUGCUUACACUUCUCAUAUAAUAGUGGAAGAAAAUAAUGUUCAAGUUUUGCUUCCUGCUGCCUGUUUGCUCCAAAUGGCUGAAAUACAAGAGGUGUGUUGCGAAUUCCUUAAGCGACAAUUAGACCCAUCAAAUUGUCUUGGAAUAAGAGCCUUUGCUGAUACACAUUCUUGUAGAGAGCUUCUUCGCAUAGCAGAUAAAUUUACUCAACAUAAUUUUCAAGAGGUAAUGGAAAGUGAAGAGUUCUUGUUGCUUCCUGUAAACCAACUGAUUGACAUAAUUUCAAGUGAUGAACUUAAUGUACGGAGUGAAGAACAAGUAUUUAAUGCUGUUAUGUCAUGGGUAAAAUAUAACAUUACUGAGCGAAGACAGCAUUUACCUCAGGUCUUACAACAUGUAAGGUUACCACUUCUCAGUCCAAAGUUUCUUGUGGGAACUGUUGGUUCUGAUCUUCUCAUAAAAAGUGAUGAAGCAUGUAGAGAUUUAGUUGAUGAAGCUAAGAACUAUUUGCUUCUGCCACAAGAAAGGCCUCUUAUGCAGGGGCCGAGAACAAGACCUAGAAAGCCAGUUCGUAGAGGUGAAGUUUUGUUUGCAGUUGGUGGUUGGUGCAGUGGAGAUGCUAUAGCGAGUGUUGAAAGGUAUGAUCCACAAGCAAAUGAAUGGAGGAUGGCAGCGCCGAUGAGUAAACGGAGAUGUGGAGUUGGUGUAGCGGUUCUAAAUGAUUUAUUAUAUGCUGUUGGAGGCCAUGAUGGGCAGUCUUACUUAAAUAGCAUUGAAAGGUAUGAUCCUCAAACCAAUCAGUGGAGUUGUGAUGUUGCACCAACUAGCUCUUGCCGUACCAGUGUUGGUGUUGCUGUUCUUGAUGGAUAUCUUUAUGCUGUGGGUGGUCAAGAUGGUGUAUCAUGUUUAAAUUUUGUUGAGAGAUAUGACCCUCAAACUAAUCGUUGGACCAAAGUUGCUCCUAUGAGUACCAAACGACUUGGAGUUGCUGUAGCAGUCCUUGGAGGCUAUCUGUAUGCUGUUGGUGGAUCUGAUGGCUCAUCACCUCUAAACUCUGUUGAGCGAUUUGAUCCAAGAACAAACAGAUGGAGCUCCGUUGCCUCUAUGGGAACAAGACGUAAACACCUUGGCUGUGCCAUUUAUAACAACAUGAUUUAUGCUGUUGGUGGAAGGGAUGACACUACUGAAUUAAGUAGUGCAGAAAGAUACAAUCCUCAGACAAAUCAAUGGCAACCCAUAGUAGCUAUGACUUCUCGAAGAUCUGGGGAAAAUAUAAAAGAAAAAUUGCUUAUUUUGAGAAAUAAUUUUCAAAAGCGCUAUUCAAAUUAUUCCGAAGUCUUAGUUGACAAAAUACAUUUGUAAACUUAAAAUUUAUAAAAAAUACAAGGAAGAUUAUUUACAAGAAGAAGUAACAGAAUCUUUCACAGGAAGUGGAAGGCAGGCACUCAGUGAGCUCACUCUCUUAUACAAAAUGUCCAUAUGAGAAUCAUUGAAAUAACUCUUUAACUCUGUAGGAAGUGAAUCAUCACUCUCAGUAUUUCUUUUCUUUGAUACAUAAUACUUAAUCGUCAUAAAAAAACUGAAGUCAGGGCUUUCCAAAAUAAAAAACAAAGCACAUAAAAUGUAAAUAAUUAAAGUAAAGCAAAGCAUAACAGAACUCCACAUAGUAACCCUAAAAGACCCUACAUUGUAGCGAAGAAAAGAAUAAAAAAGGAUUUGAAGGCAUAUCACAAAUGAGAAUGUUUAUAUCGUCUGGCGAGUUAAAGAGACUAGCUAUGUUUGUUUACAUUAGCUUCCUCUCCUUCCCUGCAACAGCUGACACCAAAGUUAGGCAGAAUGGAUCAAACUGAAGGUCAGGAUCUUAAAACUAUGUUCAGUUCAAAGGUAAAGUACACAGGGGUGCCAUCUAACCAACCAUCUAUCUAACAUCAUCAGUGGUCUUUAACAGGUGGUUCAGCUUAAAAUGUAUAUAUGUAUCAUCCGUCUCAUAAGCACAAUCUCCAGUGGUAUAUGGGUGGGACGCCUGGUUGUGAGAGACAUUCGUAGGGAAUGCGUAUAUGGGAUGCCCAUCUGGAAAGUGUUAAUUAGCUGUAGUCAUUUAGUACAUUAUGCUCAGCUGCAUACUUUUCUUAGUAACAAUAAAAUGUAACAUUAUUAGUAAUAUUAUUAAGUAAGAAUAUUAUAUUAUUAGUAACAUUCUUACAUGAAAUUUACAACGAAAGUAAAUGAACUUCAUAAAAAUUUCUGAUAUAUUACUCAUUUUUAAAAAAAGGGCAUCAUAUAUGUGUUAUUAAAAAAUGAUUUUGUUCAAAGUGCAUGCUUUAGUUU